Messenger RNA from Vicia faba (fava bean), 336 nucleotides. NCBI's taxonomy places the organism in Eukaryota, Viridiplantae, Streptophyta, Magnoliopsida, Fabales, Fabaceae. The record is from the annotation of a GenBank genome assembly.
AUGGCCGAGCGACGGGAGAGACUCUUGAAGCUGUCUUGUGACCAGAAGCGGGACAGGAGGGUUGUGAAGGCUCCCCAAGCAACGAGGAUGGCCCCGCCGCAUAGUCCGGGCGCUCCUCAUGUGGUGAGGGUGGAUUCGUCGCCUAGCUCGGGGGCUGCGUCGAAAGAGAUCCCAGAGGUUCAAGAGGUCGAGCCACAUGCCGACCUGAUACAAAGAAAAAGGAACCGGGUGGAAAGUGGGCCGGCGGUCGGCGAGGAUUCCAGCGCCGUAAGGUCCUUCGGGUUGCCCCUUGCUUCAAAGAGGAGGGUUUCUUCGAGGGGUUCCCUUUGUCCGUGA